AUGGCUGGAAAGGGACAGGGCCCUGGCAGCAACCCUGCAGCGUUCCAGAUCAUCAAAGUGACUGUGAAGACCCUCAAGGAAAGGGAGGAGUUUGCAGUGUGGGAGAACAGCACCAUCGCCGACUUUCGGGGCGAAAUCGCCAAGCGCUUCCAUGCUCCCACCAACCUGCUCCUCUUGAUCUUUGCUGGGAAAAUUGUGAAUGACCAAGAUACUCUCAGCCAGGCUGGGAUCCAUGACGGAUUCACCAUCCACCUCGUCAUCAGGCCGCAAACGAGAGCAGACAACCAGCCAGCCACCCUUCCAGCACCAGCCAACAGCGCGUCCCUGGGCAGAGGCCCCCCUGGCUCAGCUGGUCUGGCAGAUCGGAGCAUACUCUGUGGGAAUGCACCCAGCCUUUUAGGUUUCCUAAAUGAGCUCCAGCAGCUUCUGGUGGUCAACCCCGAAAUGAUCCUACAGAUUCUGGAAAAUCCCUUGGUCCAGAGGGUGCUGUCAAACACCGACCUGAUAACACAGUUCUUAAGGGAACACCCCCUGUUCCAUCAGUUUGUGCAGCAAAAUCCAGGGGUUAGCCACAUCUGGAACAACCCAGCCCUCAUGCGAGAAACGAUCGAGUUCGUUAGGAAUGCAGCGAUGAUGCGGGAAAUAUUGAGAAACAGGAGCCAGACUCUGCUGCUGGGUGGAGACAAAGUCUUGUGGCAAAUGCUCGCUGAUACUCCAGAACCAACGCUGAAUGGACCACAGGCGCAGUGUGCAAAUAACCCGUCCCAGAAAAAGCCAUCCCCAGCGGGGGUCAGCCAACCAUCCCAGACAGAAAACAGAGACCCUUUGCCGAAUCCUUGGGCCUCUCAGUUUGGUCCCCAGAGUUCCACCCCUCAUCACAACAGUGGCACUGACGUUGGGAGUAUUCAUGUCAGCAACAGCCCAAACUGCAGCACGGGGCAGAGCCCCUGGGUGCCGCCUGGAGGACCUGGAGUCGCAGCUGGGAUGUGUAACCCGCCGGAAGUGCAGAACGCCUUGCAAGCGAUAACCAGGAAUGCCCUGCCUUUCCAGAGCAUGCUGUCUGUCCCCUACAUGAGGAAUAUAAUGCAGGCCUUGAGCCAGAACCCCAGUCUCAUUGUGCACUUCAUGCUGAGUAACCCCCGGUUCGUUGGAAUCAUGCAUCCCCAACAAGAAGUAACGCGGGAGCUCCAAGCUCUCCUCCAGCUGCUGCACAGCCCAGACAUGCUGUUAGUGAUGGCAAACCCGAGAGCCACCAAGGCUCUGUCCCAGAUUCAGCAGGGUUUCCAUGCCCUGGGGAUGGAAGUGCUAAGGUUCGCCCAAGGCAGAGCUCCUGGCUCAGGGGCAGUGGGAAGCCCUGCCGAUGGCGGGGAAGUAACUGGGACUGGCUCUGAGCCAUGUGAGAACGCAAGCCCAGCACCAGGCUCAGCCAAGUCGGGGUGCCAGCUCUGUAACAUUGAGCAAAUCACGCAGGGUCUUGGUCAAGCAAGUCCCCCACGUCCCCAGACUCCAGAAACCCAGUUCCAGCAGCAGCUGGAGCAGCUCGACCUAAUGGGUUUCCUAAACCACGAAGCCAACGUACAAGCUCUGAGAGCAGCUGGAGGAGACGUCAACACUGCGAUUGACAAACUACUGGGCUCCCAGCCAUCCUGGCCAUGUUAG
Messenger RNA from Caretta caretta (loggerhead turtle), 1659 nucleotides. The record is from RefSeq and is a predicted model, not a curated record. Lineage: Eukaryota; Metazoa; Chordata; Testudines; Cheloniidae.